GCUCCAACCACUCUCUCUCCUCCCUCUCCCCCCCUCCCUCUCUCUCUCUCUCUAAAAACGCCCCCCCAAAAACCCUCGAAUCCAUUCCCCUCUCCCGAAAUCUCACCUUUGAGCUCAACAAUGGCAAGGACCCCCCUCCUCCUCUUCCUCCUCCUUCUCCUCCUUCAGCGCCACCUCUACGCCGUGGAAUCCGCCAUUGGUGUCAACUGGGGCAUGCUCUCCUCGCACCGGAUCCCCCCCUCCAUCGUGGUGGAUCUCAUGCGGGAGAAUCGCAUCGCGAAGGUGAAGCUCUUCGAUUCCGAUCCCGGGAUCCUUAGGGCUUUGGUGGGGAGCGGGAUCGAGGUCAUGGUGGGGAUCCCCAACGAGAUGCUGAGCACUUUGGCUUCUUCGCAAGCCGCUUCCGAUGUUUGGGUCGCCCAGAACGUGUCUAGGUAUUUGGUGAAAGGGGGAGUCAAUAUUAGAUACAUUGCGGUAGGCAACGAGCCCUUCCUCACGAGCUAUGCGGGUCAAUUCCAGUCUUACGUCCUCCCCGCUAUGCUCAACCUCCAACAGUCGCUAGCAAAAGCCAACCUCGCGGGCUACGUGAAGCUCAUCGUCCCAUGCAAUGCAGAUGCCUACCAAUCCGCGUCUCUACCCUCACAGGGCACGUUUCGCCCCGAACUCACCCAGAUAAUGACCCAACUCGUCUCCUUCCUCAAUUCUAAUGGGUCUCCCUUUCUGGUCAACAUCUAUCCUUUCCUCAGCCUUUACCAAAACUCCGACUUCCCCCAAGAUUAUGCCUUCUUCGACGGCUCUUCACACCCUGUUGUGGACGGCUCAAAUGUAUACUACAAUGCCUUUGAUGGAAAUUAUGAUACUUUGGUAGCAGCUCUGAAUAAAAUCGGUUAUGGGUCCAUGCCUAUAGCGAUCGGAGAAGUCGGUUGGCCGACAGAUGGUGCAGCAAGUGCAAACAUAACUGCCGCGAGGGCUUUUAACCAAGGUCUAAUCAGUCAUGUGUUGAGUAACAAAGGAACUCCUCUUAGACCGGGUGUACCGCCUGUUGAUGUUUAUCUCUUUAGUCUUCUUGAUGAAGAGCAAAAGAGUCUACUUCCUGGGAACUUCGAAAGGCAUUGGGGGAUCUUCUCCUUCGAUGGCCAGGCCAAGUACCCUUUGAAUCUCGGAUUGGGAUCGGGAGAAUUGAAAAAUGCCAAAAAUGUUCAGUAUCUCCCGCCGCGGUGGUGUGUCGCGAACCCGUAUCGUGAUUUGGAUGGGGUCGGGAAUCAUUUAAAGCUUGCGUGCAGCAUGGCGGACUGCACCACUUUGUACUACGGAGGGUCAUGCAAUGCUAUUGGGGACAAGGGUAAUAUCUCUUAUGCAUUUAACAGCUAUUAUCAAUUACAAAAGCAGGAUUCAAGGAGCUGUGAUUUCGAUGGGCUUGGGAUGAUAACAUAUCUCGACCCUUCAGUCGGCGAUUGCCGCUUUCUUGUCGGGAUCAAUGAUAGCAGCUGUUCUUCCAUCGGUUGCGGGAUUUUUUGCGGGCUCUGGAUUAUGACAUUUUGGGUAUUUAUGUACCUCAAAGUUUUGGGUUCUUUGUAAGGUUAGGAAACUCGGAAACAGCGUCCCUUGGCAGGAGUCGCAUGGGCUCCAUUUAUAGAAGUAGAAAUAGAUAGUGAUUGUUUCUGAUUUUACAUGUAAAUGAGUUCCAUUUCGCUCAUUGUAGACAUUAAAUUUAUGCCUUUGUUUUAUAUUCGCCGAAUUUAAGAUGUAACAGAACAGGAAUUUUGUCGGAUAGUAAGUAAUAUGUGUUAUUACAUGCUGAGACUUUACGUGCAA
This is a messenger RNA of Ananas comosus (pineapple), 1812 nucleotides long. Its product is annotated as glucan endo-1,3-beta-glucosidase 6. Gene Ontology annotation, biological process: carbohydrate metabolic process. The coding region runs from base 121 to 1575 and encodes 484 amino acids. Lineage: Eukaryota; Viridiplantae; Streptophyta; Magnoliopsida; Poales; Bromeliaceae. The record is from RefSeq and is a predicted model, not a curated record. Gene Ontology annotation, cellular component: plasma membrane. The transcript is spliced from 2 exons. Gene Ontology annotation, molecular function: hydrolase activity, hydrolyzing O-glycosyl compounds.